AUCAAGGAUGAAAGCAUGCUUUUCCUACAAAAUAUUGCAUAAAUCUACUUUAAUCUCUAAUUAUGGUAUUGCACGAGAUAAUAUAAGCAGGAUGCAAUACACUUUGUAGUGCUAGCAAGUUAAUAGGAGCAGAGCAUGCAAAUGCAGCUACUUGUAAUGGGAUACAAAGGAUGCUGAAGGAGGCUGCUGUUGCUGCUACCCGGUGCCGUUCAGUUAAAGGACAGCAAAGUGUGUAUCCAAACAAACCUGCCUCGGUCUUCUACGAGCAUAUAUUUGCUUCAGAGGACGCAAAACAGCCAGGAUGUAAACAGAGAGACAGCCACAUGUGAACCGUCAAGAGGGGAAGAUGGCUGUGCUUGUCGUUUGUGCUCUCCUGUGCCUAUCCUGCUGGGUGUCUUUCUACUUUGUCCUGUGUAACGUUAACGGAUCCAGGAGCUACGAAUGGAACUGUCGACUCGUCACGCUGGUGCACGGGAUCCUGGCAGUCUGCAUCACAGCGUACAUAGGCUAUGUAGAUGGACCUUGGCCUUUUACUUAUCCAGGUACAAAGAACACCCCUCUGCAGAUAAGUGCCAUGGUCCUGAGUCUGGGCUAUUUUAUUUUUGACAUGGCCUGGUGUGUGUACUUCCGUACAGAGGGACCAGUUAUGCUGGCCCACCACACCAUGAGCAUCCUGGGAAUCCUGUUGACCCUUUGGUUGGGGGAGUCUGGCAUCGAGUCGUGCGCGGUGCUCUUUGGCAGUGAAAUCACCAACCCUCUCUUGCAGGCGCGCUGGUUCCUCAAGCAGACUGGACGUUACGGGACUCUGCUGGGGGACGUUGUGGACGUCCUGUUUGUGCUGCUGUUUGUGGUGAUGCGAAUCUUCGUGGGAGGCACAAUGCUGUACUGUGAGCUGAUCUCCCCCAGGCCGAGAUUCUUUAUCAAGUGUGGCGGAGUGGCCAUGUACGCCCUUUCCUGGGUCUUUAUGGUAGACAUUGUUCGAUUUGCCAUCCGGAAGAGCAAAAGCUGGCACAAACACCAGAGAGACCGCCAAGAGCUUUUAGCAGCUAAUGGUCAUGAAGGGAAGAAGGAGUGAUCGGCAUCAGAAGGGAAUCCAUUUAUGUCAUUUCUCUGCUCUUCGCUUUGGACACUUGAUGGAAAGUACAUGGAAAGCAACUUUCUCCAUGUUGAAGUGUGAUUUUAGAAAAAGGGAUUUUUAAAUUAAAAAAAUGCUAAGGCUUCUUUUUGUAAGGUUUGUGGAUUUUGGAGCUGAACAUGCAUAAAAGGUGCAAACAGCACUGACACAGUUUAUAUCACUGAAAACCAAAGCAUAUUGUAUAAACACACAAAGAAAACCUGUGGGAAGAAAAGUUGCCGUUAACUGUGACCUAGUCAUGUGUGGCAGUGUGGCUCCAAAAGGAAGUUCCCUACUAGAAAAGAAAAAGUUUACAUGUAAUGUUGUAGUCCUUGUGAAACACUUUUAGUGAUGUCAACAGACUAGGAUUGGUACUCAGGGAAAUUAAGUAAUAUCAGAAAGAUUGACGUGUGUUUGAUGUGUUUAAUCAAAUUUCUAUUUAUUUUGCAUCCCUCCUUUAAAGCUCUAUGUUACAGUUUUAUUGAGUCUAUUAAAUUCUAAAUGUGUUCUUUUUAGUGUAAAUUGUAAACUAUAAAUACAUUCUCAUGUUUUCUGAAAUGGUAACCCUUGUCAACUUUAUUGUACCAGAUGUGUGAGGGUGGUCGCGCGUGAGUAAUCAUUUAGACAAGAUCUGUGCUCUGCACUGAUAGCUCCCAGCUAAUUUAAUUUAAUAAGCUGUUUGUUGAAUGUUUCAGUCUCACAGAGAUCUUGUCAGAAAUUGUCCAAGCUUUGAUUAAAUUCAUUCUGAGCUAUCUGUACAUUGUGCAAGUCUUUCAAAAGGUCUUUUUUUUUUAAAUAAACCAUUUUGAAAUAACAUGUUAUACAAUGUUUGCCUUAAUAAAAAAUGUGCUACUGGGAUGAAGACAGGAAGUUUUUAUAUUAAGGGACUAUAAUGACUGAGCCCAGAUUUUUAUGUGCAUUCUUGUCUUAAUUGUGAGAAUAUGUUUUUGUCGCAAUAGGUUAAAAACAUGCCAUCUGUUUGUUUCCUAUGUCUGUUCACCUGACUGGCACUGAGAGAAGUCUCUGUGUGCAUCACCAAUACAUACAAGAAAGUACAAACCUAACUAGUGUGUGCCUUAGUUAUCUGAAUGUACCUUCCUAAUGUGUUUUUAUCCUUUCUCAUGUACUGUAAACUCAUUCAACACAGGAGGCGGCGUCACAAGAGCCAUUUUGGGUCGGGGUUUCAUCGUUCACCUUUGUAAUCCCUGUGUAAAGUGAAAUAAAAUAAACUUGACAUGU
This is a messenger RNA of Maylandia zebra (zebra mbuna), 2353 nucleotides long. It is a transcript of the gene tlcd5a, whose product is annotated as TLC domain containing 5a. NCBI's taxonomy places the organism in Eukaryota, Metazoa, Chordata, Actinopteri, Cichliformes, Cichlidae. Gene Ontology annotation, cellular component: membrane. The record is from RefSeq and is a predicted model, not a curated record.